AUGGCACACAAAGGAGAGCUUCCCAAAUACCAGAGACUCAUCACUGGUCACAACGACGAUGGCAAGGCUAUUUUCGCAGAGAUUGAGGAGACUGCCCCUUGGACUACGGUUCAAGGUGGUUCCGUUGGCUUCUCCCUUGGCUACACAACUUCAACCACGCCAGUUGACAUGACCGACGACAAGGAUAUCGCAAGUUACAAGGAGCACUUGGUAACACCACCUGGUCUUGUCAACAAGCAGGGAUCGGUUCUUCGUUUUGUGGAUUGCCCUCCUGGCUCAACAUCACCUAUGCACCGCACUGUUUCGCUCGACUACGGUGUUGUUCUCUUCGGAGAGAUGGAGCUGGUCCUCGACAGCGGCGAGACUAGAGUCAUGAAAGUUGGAGAUGUUGCAGUACAAAGAGGAACCAACCAUGCAUGGAGAAACACAAGCGACACCGAGUGGGCGCGUAUGAUGUACGUCUUGCAGCCUUCGCUUCCCAUUGAGAUCAACGGAAAGCCAUUGGACGAGGAUCUCGGUGUUAUGGAGGGUGUUCCCAAGUCGUCUUGA
Messenger RNA from Aureobasidium subglaciale EXF-2481, 549 nucleotides. RefSeq lists its product as uncharacterized. Bases 1 to 549 code for a protein of 182 amino acids. Lineage: Eukaryota; Fungi; Ascomycota; Dothideomycetes; Dothideales; Saccotheciaceae. The record is from RefSeq and is a predicted model, not a curated record. The transcript is spliced from 2 exons.